Messenger RNA from Micropterus dolomieu (smallmouth bass), 7727 nucleotides. It is a transcript of the gene synj1, whose product is annotated as synaptojanin 1. The record is from RefSeq and is a predicted model, not a curated record. Gene Ontology annotation, biological process: synaptic vesicle endocytosis; phosphatidylinositol dephosphorylation. NCBI's taxonomy places the organism in Eukaryota, Metazoa, Chordata, Actinopteri, Centrarchiformes, Centrarchidae. The transcript has 28 exons. Bases 71 to 4981 code for a protein of 1636 amino acids. Gene Ontology annotation, molecular function: nucleic acid binding; phosphatidylinositol-4,5-bisphosphate 5-phosphatase activity.
ACAGCGGAGUAACAGCCCGGCGGGGGAAACGGUAAGGUCAUAAUAUAGGUUUUUUCAUCUCGGAUCAGCAAUGGCCUUCAGCAAGGGAUAUCGCAUCUACCACAAGCUGGACCCACCACCCUACAGUGUCAUAGUGGAAACCAGGACCAGGGAAGAAUGCCUCAUGUUUGAAUCUGGGGCUGUUGCCGUUCUGUCGGCAGCAGAGAAGGAUGCCAUUAAAAACACAUACACCAAGAUUGUUGAUGCCUAUGGAAUCCUGGGCGUCCUCCGCCUAAACCUGGGUGACUCCAUGCUUCACAGUCUGGUGGUUGUGACAGGAUGCAGCUCUGUGGGGAAGGUACAGGAUUCAGAGGUUUUCAGGGUCACACAGACAGACUUUAUAUCACUGAAGAAUGAUCCAGCAGAUGAGGACCGCAUCGCUGAGGUGCGAAAAGUCCUGAACUCAGGACACUUCUACUUUGCCUGGUCUGCCUCUGGAGUCAGCAUGGACUUGAGUCUCAAUGCACAUCGCAGGAUUCUAGAAGACACUACAGAUAACCGCUUCUUUUGGAACCAAUCUCUGCACCUGCACCUGAAACACUAUGGAGUAAACUGUGACGACUGGCUGUUGAGGCUGAUGUGUGGUGGUGUUGAGAUCAGGACUAUCUAUGCAGGGCACAAACAGGCCAAGGCCUGCAUCUUCUCCCGCCUCAGCUCAGAGCGAGCUGGCACGCGAUUCAAUGUCCGAGGAACAAAUGACGAUGGUCAGGUGGCCAACUUUGUGGAGACUGAACAGGUUAUCUUUCUGGAUGACAAAGUCUCAUCCUUCAUACAGAUCCGUGGGUCCAUUCCUCUUUUCUGGGAACAGCCAGGAAUCCAGGUUGGCUCUCAUCGUGUCAAACUUUCAAGAGGAUUUGAGGCAAAUGCGCCAGCAUUUGAAAGACACUUCACUGCACUGCGGGGGUUGUAUGGUAAACAGGUGAUCAUCAACCUGCUUGGGAGUAAAGAAGGGGAACACAUGCUCAGCAAAGCGUUUCAGAGUCACCUGAAGGCAUCAGAGCAUUCAACAGCAGUGAAAAUGGUGAACUUUGACUACCAUCAAAAUGUGAAGGGAGGCAAGGCAGACAAACUCCACAGUGUCCUCAAACCUUACGUCAGCAAGUUCAUGGAGGAAUGUGGGUUCUUCUACUACUCAGGAGAGACGGGUAUCGUAAGGACUCAGGGUGGGACCAUUAGGACCAACUGCCUGGACUGUCUGGAUAGAACCAACAGCGUCCAGGCCUUCUUUGCCCUUGAGAUGCUGCCAAAACAGCUGGAGGAAAUGGGUCUGACAGAGAAGCCCCAGCUGGUGGCCAGGUUCCAGGAGGUUUUUCGGACCAUGUGGUCUGCCAACGGAGACUCCGUCAGUAAGAUCUAUGCUGGAACUGGUGCCCUGGAUGGCAAGGCCAAGGCGGGAAAGCUAAAAGAUGGAGCUCGUUCUGUGACAAGGACCAUCCAGAACAACUUCUUUGACAGUUCAAAGCAGGAGGCCAUAGACAUCCUGAGGCUGGGCUCCACACUCAACAGUGAUUUGGCGGACAAAGCUCGGGCCUUGCUCACCACUUCCAGUCUUUACGCCUCCCCAAGAGUAUUGCUUGGAAUGUGUCAGAACUACCAUAAAUACACAAGGCCCAAGCAGAUCCGGGUUUGUGUCGGCACCUGGAAUGUCAACGGGGGUAAACAGUUUCGCAGCAUUGCUUACAGAAACCAGACAAUCAAUGACUGGCUGUUGGAUGCUCCAAAGAAGGCAGGCCAUCCUGAGUUCCAAGACAGCAAAGCCAACCCUAUAGAUAUCUUUGCCAUCGGUUUUGAGGAAAUGGUUGAACUGAAUGCUGGCAACAUUGUCAGUGCCAGCACUACGAACCAGAAACUUUGGGCAGCUGAACUACAAAAAAACAUAUCGCGGGACCACAAGUAUGUGCUGCUUGCUUCAGAGCAGCUGGUGGGAGUGUGUCUGUUUGUUUUCAUCCGUCCACAGCACGCACCAUUCAUCAGGGAUGUUGCUGUUGAUACUGUAAAAACUGGAAUGGGCGGGGCGACAGGCAAUAAAGGAGGUGUGGCCAUCCGCCUGCUGUUCCACACCACCAGCAUCUGCUUUGUCUGCUCCCACUUUGCUGCUGGCCAGUCACAGGUCAAGGAGAGGAAUGACGACUACAAUGAGAUCACACGCAGACUCAGCUUCCCCAUGGGUCGCUUGCUGUACUCGCAUGACUACAUUUUCUGGUGUGGAGACUUCAACUAUCGAAUCAACCUGCCCAAUGAGGAAGUAAAAGAGCUCAUCAGACAGCAGAACUGGGAUGCCUUGACAGAUGGGGACCAGCUGUUGGACCAGAAGAACGCUGGUUUGAUUUUCCGAGGUUUCAUCGAGGGGAAGGUAGAUUUUGCCCCCACCUAUAAAUAUGACUUAUUCUCAGAAGAUUAUGACACCAGUGAGAAGUGCCGCACACCAGCCUGGACUGACCGCAUACUCUGGAAGAGGAGGAAGUGGAACUUUGACAAAACUGCUGAGGAGAUGAAUGUAGUGGGGGCAUCUACAUUUGGGGGGAAUGAGGAUGAUCCAGACAACCCCUGGAGUCCUGGGAUUCUAAAGUACUAUGGCAGGGCUGAGCUUAAGACCUCCGACCACCGGCCUGUAGUGUCAAUAAUAGACGUGGACAUCCUGGAAGUCGACCCAGAGGCUCGGCACCAGGUCUACAAAGAAGUCAUCGCCCUGCAGGGGCCUCCGGACGGCACCAUCCUGGUGUCGCUCUGCUCCUCCGGCCCUGAGGACUACUUUGACGACGCACUCAUAGACGAGCUGCUGGACAAGUUUUCACAGUUUGGAGAGGUCAUCCUCAUCAGGUUUGUUGAGGAGAAGAUGUGGGUGACCUUCCUGGAAGGUUACUCUGCUCUUGCUGCUCUGUCUCUCAGCGCUUCCACUGUCCUUGGCAAACUGAUUGACAUUCGUCUGAAGAGUCCAGGCUGGAUCAAGAGUCUGGAGGAGGAGAUGAGCGUGGAGAGGAUCUGUGGCAGCAUCCCCACCUCAGCCAGCUCCACCCUGCUUGCUGAGGACACGGACAUGGGCGACGACGAUUACGAUAUGGAAGGUGAUGUGGAUGAAGAGGUGGAGGAGAUCCUCCCCCAGCACCUGCAGCCUGGAGCGGGCUGUGGCCCUGGAUCCUCCCCUCUCCCCUCCCCGCGCAGUAGUCCCUGUUCCUCCCCCACCCACGGAGAACCUGCAGCCCCUAACAGGCCUAGUCGUGCACCACACCGACCAUCACAGGGGCCUCCUGUUGACUUCCAGCCCGGUGCCCCCACAUCUCAAGGCAUGGAGCCCAAACGCCCGCCUCCCCCUCGUCCCCACGCCCCCCCAGCCAGACCAGCACCCCCCCAACGCCCACCACCACCUUCAGGUCGAGGCCAGGCCGCAGUGGGAGCUCCUGGACCUGGAGGUGCUCCCAGACCAAAUAUCCCUCCUCGAGCUGGAGUAAUCAGUAUGCCCCCUCAGUCUCGCCAACCACCUCCCUCUCACCCUGGAGCACCCAGACCUAUCCCAGAGGUGCAUCCCGGGGCCCCACGGCCCAUCUCAGACACCCACCCCGGAGCCCCACGCCCUGUGCCCAGUGCACUGGCAAAACCGACCGACCUUCCUCUGGGUCCUCCCAUCGCCGGACUGCCUCCUACAGAGCCCCCUGCAGUGAGACCCCAGGUUCCGUCACCCCUGCAGCAACCCAUGCAGCCCCAACCAGCUGCCCCUUCAGCUCAGUCCCAACUCCCACCACCAAUGCAGCCCACAUAUCCAGCUCCACUCCAACCACAGCAAGCUGCAGCUCCUAAAGCAGGGCCUCCUCCCGCUGCUGCUGCUGCCCCUGCCGGGCCUCCACAGGGUCUAGCUUCUCCUAAACCCCCACCACGCUCCCGCUCCUCUCAUGCUCUGCCGCCUGAUGCUGCCAAGUCUGAGACAGCCCCAGCUGCGCAGACCAAUGGACUGAAUGGAAUCCCAAGUGAAGCACAAUGGAAGCCCGACCCCCUUGAUAUACUUGCAUCUGAGUUCCUCUCCUCCUCCUGGCACACCACCCAGUCCCUGAGCAGAGGCUCCUCUCUGCGUACUCCCCCCUCGGUUCCUGCAUCUACGUUGUCCUCCAGCACUCUCCCUGCAUCAUUCUCCCUCCAGUCCUCCGCUCUGUCAGACCUGCAGGCACUUGAUUCGUCCUCCUCUUCCUCACUCUCCACCCCGUCACCGUUCGCCUCUACCCUGCUCCCACCUCCCCCGGUCCCAUCUCGUAGUCGCUCGCAAGAGACUUUGCGUGCUUCCCCAGGCCUCUUCCCGAUUGACCCGCUGCCUGCCCGACCCAGCAGCACCAAUCCCUUUACAGGCCCACUGGCACAGCAGCACCGCUCGCUCACCCCGGACUUCAGCGUCCAGCGUCCAGUCCCGGCGCUAAACCUUCAGAGCACCAUGUCUGCUCUCAAUCAGCCACUCAUCCCCAGCUCUGCUCCAACAGCAGCCGCUGUGCCCUGCUUCCAGCUCCAAAGAACCACGUCCCUGUUUGAACCAUCAUCCACUCUUAAUCCUACACCUGCUCCUCUGAUCCCCUUCGCCCCUAACCCGUCUCCGGUCCCCUCCUUGCCUCUGGCACCUCCCUCCUCCAUUCCAACUGUCCUUGCACCUCGUCGCCAGCCACCUCCACCAGGAGGGAAACCAACCCAGCAGUGGGUCACUUUUGAUGAUGAUUUGGCAUUUCCCCCUUCAACCAAGACUCCACAGGCACCCAUCUUCCCUCCCAGUUCCAUAGUGUCCCAAACUCAGAUUCUGCCUUCCCGCUCUGUGUUUGACUCAGAGCCCGACUGGUUAUCCUCGACCCCUUCCGUAUUCCCAGCCCUCCCUCCUCCCAUCCCAACUAGAACUGUAACCAGUAACCCAAAGCUCCCAGAGGGACCCAGUGAUGACAGCUUCUUCCCCAGGGACUCAACCGAAAGAUAGGACUCUUAAUAUGUAAAGGGCAUAUCCAGAUAUGUAUAGAUCUAUGAUAAAUGUGUAUAUGUGUGUGUGUAUGUACAAAAGAGAUGGUAUUUAAGAAGUAUAGACCAAUCCCCUUCUGAAUCACAGGAAAGGAUUUAUAUCUCAGACAUUAACAUGAGAAGUGUAUGAGCCUAAUUGUGUUCUCCAACUUCACUACAGAGAUGUUUGCGUGUUCCCUGAUAUUAACAUUUAUUUUAAUAUGAAUCAUUUUGAUGUUUAUUUGUAUUUAUGGCAGCAAACACGUGCCUGUGUCUACAGAAUAUAGUUAAAUAAAGUACAUCUAUACACACACAAAUCAUGUGUGAAACCACAUGUGCAAUAUUAUGUCUGUGGGGCCGUGCAGCACACUGCAUUCGCCUUUGAGCUUAAGUGUUACCUUUGCAUUUGCUGCAUUGACUGACGCACUGAGGCUCACAUUCAUCAUUUUGACUGAUCUGUACAGUAGAGCGGGAUUCUCAGAGUUGAGAGUAUUCUUCUUAUUUCUCAGUUUACAUGUAGUAGAAGGCUAUGCACCGCGGGUUUUACGUUCGCACUCAAAAUUGCUGUAGUCUGCAGCAAUGAGAGACUGCUUUGACUUGCAAAGAAUUUGUUGGAAGUUUUUUUUUGUUUGUUUGUUUGUGUCUUGAGGGGUGCAAAUUUAAAGGUCAUAUCGUGUGCUCGCUUUUAUCAUGAAUGUACUUUAUGUUGCACUGGGUUUUGUCAUUGUCUCCUUGCUGACACCAUGGUGUGAACAAAAGCAGUCAGUGUCAUAGUCAGUCAAACUGUCCGCUCCCGCAGGACUGAUGCUCUGUAGUAUCAUCUCCACUUGGUAGUUGUUUCCUCUGCUCAGUCAUCACUCUUUGUCUUUGGGCUUAAGCUUAGCUCAAUAUCAAAAUCUAUACAUAGUGAUUAUGUAUAAAUGUAUGUUUUCCAUUUGGAAACUACUUGCUAAAUGUGCGUAUGUGUGUUUGUGAUGACCGUAUCAGUGAUUUGCACAAUGUAACUGAUAUGCACUGAAAUGCUGUGCUCUCUUGAGUGUAUUCUUGUUGAUGGCAGAGUGUGACAAAAAUGAGAGCCUGCGGAUUGAACGGAUGAGAGGGCUUUUAGACCUUUCCACCUCUGUAGUGUUUUGAUCCGUCUUGAUUCAUCCAAAGCAUUUAACCAUACUAUUGUAAAUUCAGAGAAUGUGGACGUAUGCUUGUGUAUACUUCUGUUACUGAUGUGAUUUGGAUCUGUGGACAUGGCGGCAAAGACAUGCCAUGCAUAAUAAUAGAAGACGGCACUUUUUUUUUUUUUUUUACUUAAACAUUUGUUUAUUGCAAAAGUCAUGCUUUUAGUUUCUAAGAACAUUUACUCUAAAUAAUCUACUGUGAUGAUACUGUGGUGAGAAGUAAUGUGUUGUGUUUGAGGUGCAUAUAUUCUGUUGUGGUGUGUGUGUGUGUGUGUGUGUGUGUGUGUGUGUGUACGGAGUUAGGAGUGGAAUACCAGAGCUUUUCCCCCAGGAGUUCUUUGCUUACAGGUUCUGAACAGCCACUGUAUUCACUCACUCAUGGCUGUAUUUGUGUAUUCCCGCUCUCCAGCCUGCAAAGGGUGUGCAUAGUGACUUCACUGUAUGCGGAAAUGUUAACGAUACAAGACAAAAGGACUUUUUUUCCCACAAAGCAGUCACCAUCUGACUGAGAAUUCCCUGGUAGCAAAGACGCUUAUACCACACCUUGACUGAAUAAACAGACUCAAUUGCACUGUAUUCUCAGACCCAAAUGCGUCACCAAAUGAUCAUUUCCAGUUGUUUGUUGUGUCCUUCCCAGGCGCAGUGUGACCCACAUUCCAGACAGUAGUGCGACUUGAGAGCUGGGUGUUUAAAACUCUUCUCAGCGUUCGCAGAUCCACCUGUGAUAUCUUACCCAUAUCUGUUUCCUCCAGUUGAGAGUAAUUGUUGCUGAUUUCGUAACCAUUGAUGAGGUGCGUGUGGUGUUUUCAGAGGUGAUGUAUCAGUAUUUCUUGCCCGUGCUACCUACUUUCACUCCUGUUGAGUUCUAUAUGUCAGCGUCAGUGUUGACAGUGAUGACAAGCAAUAGUGUUGCAAAAGGAUCAGUGAGAGUACAAUCCUCCCUUACACGACACAUGCCAGCUGUGUCUACUCAGAUGUUGCGCCCCCCCCCACCCCCAAAACCUUCAGAAAUUAUGUAACGAGCUGAAAUGUCUUGGUUCAUGGAGGAUAAAACAUCUAACCCAAAAAAGUACCAGCUAUCUAACGCUUCUGCUUACACUAUGUAAAAUACAUAAAAAUCUAAAAGUCUUCAUUCACUGCACUGAAAGCAGUAGCGAUCUAUGUAAGCAAGUGUAUCGGGUUGCCUUUGCUUACAUGUCAAUGUCAUCUCUAAAAUGCAUUUGUGUAAUCCAGAUGUGUGCAGUAGAUACUGUAUCUGCAUUAUAACCUUAGGUGACUAGUCAGCGCUUUGUGUCAUGUUAUGUUCUCCAAGAUGAGAUUUUAUAGGAAACAAAUUGCUCCUUUUGUGAAGUCGGUGUCCCUUUUUAUGGCUAUAAUCCAUAGUAAAUAGGAAUCUGUGUUGUUGAACAUAUUCUGUAUGUAUUAAAGAGAAAACAUGAAGCUGCGAUUCAUGUUAAUAUCCAACGUUCCAUAUUUUCAGUGCACAGCUGAUUGCACAUUAAUGUAUGAAGCAGUUUAUGUUGUAUGUAUGCAAAAAUAAAUGUAACUUUACCUGAA